AUGGUGGCAGGGGCCCCGGCCCGGGACACGGUAGCAGGCACAGGCCGUGCUGCAUGCGCCAGGAUGCGCAUUGCCACCAGCGCGGAUACCGCCGAGCUCUUCUCCACGGCAGAGCUGGAUGCCAUCCUGCGCAGCGGCCACGUGCACUUCGGCACCCACCUGGACGUGACAAGCUACGCCGAGGGCGUGCGGGAGACGCACAACCCUGCAGGACGGGCCUUGCCUCCCGUCGUGUGGGACUUCUACCAGAACGGGUGCUCCCUACGGCUUCUCUGCCCCCAGGCCUUCUCUGACACUGUCUGGCAGUUCCUCUCCAUCCUGCAGGAGCACUUCGGGAGCAUGGCGGGGGCCAACACCUACCUGACGCCACCGGGCACACAGGGCUUUGCCCCCCACUAUGACGACAUCGAGGCCUUCGUGCUGCAGCUGGAGGGGAAGAAGCACUGGCGUGUCUACAGGCCCCGCACGGAGGCUGAGGUGCUGCCCCAGUUCUCCAGUGCGAACCUCACACAGGCCGAGCUCGGUGAGCCUGUGCUGGAGGUGGUGCUGGAGGCCGGCGACCUGCUGUACUUCCCCCGGGGGUUUAUCCACCAGGGCAACUGUCUCCCUGACGCGCACUCACUCCACAUCACGGUGUCAUCCUUCCAGAGGAACUCCUGGGGGGACCUCCUGGAGAAGCUCCUCCCGGCUGCUCUGCAGAUGGCCCUGGAGGAAGACGUGGAGUACCGGCAAGGCCUUCCCAUGGACUACUUGGGCUACAUGGGGGUGGCCCAUUCGGACGUGGUCGACGCUCGCCGGACGGCUUUUGUGGAGAAGGUGCAGAGCCUGGUAAAGAAGCUGGUCAGCUAUGCACCUAUUGAUGCUGCUGUAGAUCAGAGGGCCAAGUCGUUUCUUCACGACUGUCUCCCCCCAGUGCUAACGCAAAGUGAGAAGGCACUGAGUGUGUAUGGAUUCCCAGCCCGCUGGCAAGACGGAGGCACCCGCGACGUCGAUAUACUGAUAACGAAAGACACAGAAGUACGGCUCCUCCGUCACGGCAUCGUUAGGCUGUGCAAUGAGGAGGCCGGUGUAAUGCUGUAUUACACAACGGAAAACUCACGAGUGUAUCAUAAAGAAGAGCCCAAGUCCCUUGAGAUUGAUCCUGAGUAUACAGACAGUAUUGAAUUUCUCCUCUCUUCUUAUCCGAACCACGUCAGCGUGGACAGCCUUCCAUGUGAAACCUUGGAGGACAAGAUUUCUAUAGCUACACUUCUGUUUGAGAAGGGCAUUCUGACUACCAAGAAGCCUCUGGUGCAAGUGUAACUCUUUUUUUUUUUUAACAAAAUAAACAUACUGUUGUUUAUA
Molecule: messenger RNA, 1344 nt
Organism: Tinamus guttatus (white-throated tinamou)
Lineage: Eukaryota; Metazoa; Chordata; Aves; Tinamiformes; Tinamidae
Source: RefSeq, a predicted model, not a curated record